Molecule: messenger RNA, 1471 nt
Organism: Wasmannia auropunctata (little fire ant)
Lineage: Eukaryota; Metazoa; Arthropoda; Insecta; Hymenoptera; Formicidae
Gene: Coq9
Product: ubiquinone biosynthesis protein COQ9, mitochondrial
Exons: 5
Coding region: 322-1164 (280 amino acids)
Biological process (GO): ubiquinone biosynthetic process
Cellular component (GO): mitochondrial inner membrane
Molecular function (GO): lipid binding
Source: RefSeq, a predicted model, not a curated record
AUGCGAAUGUUAGGUUAAGUUUAUCUGAUUUUCAUUGAUCUUGCUAUUCCGCGAAAAGUGGAACGCUCGACGAUACGAGCAUCCACAUUAUCGCUUUCCGAGACUGCUUCGAGAGAUGUGGCUAACGUAGAUAAUCCGUCCUUAUCUCUAACCUUGAAAAAAAACCACAGGUGCAACCGCUUGGACGUAGCGAUCGCGCGAGGUCACCUCGUGGAAAUUUGAUCUCGCCUCGAGAACAGGAAUAUGCACGUUUCGUCGGGAUACUCCUUAGCGAUCGCACGGUAGAAGCUCGAAUAACCCGAGACUGGCACACUCGGCGACAUGGCGAUGUUUAAUUCCUUCCGCUCGGCGCGGAGCAAGCUAGCAGUGGCCGGUUUUAGACGUUUAUGGACUUGUAGGGCUUUGCUGGCCGAUCAGUCUGAAAAUGAUAAUAGUAGAAAAGCAGAAUCGCAGCAAUCUAUUCAUGAAGAGAACGACGAGGAGUAUGAGAAAAAUAUUAAGAUAAAAAUACUUGACGCUUCUUUAAAAUUUGUUCCCGACGUGGGAUGGAGCAAACAGGCUAUCAGUGCUGGUGCUGAGUCGAUCGGAUAUCCGGGCGUGAUACACGGAUUAUUUCCAAACGGUAGCGCGGCUUUAGUACAGUAUUUUUAUUCUACGUGCAACCGGGAAUUGAAUCAAAUUCUGGAAAAAGAGGCGCUAGCCAUCAAAGCAAAUUCCUCGAGUUCACAGAAGACGCCGGAACAACAGAUUUACGAUGCCGUGGAAAUACGACUGAGAAUGGUGAUCCCCUACAAAAAAACCUGGCCGCAAGCAAUGGCUAUUAUGUCCCUUCCGCCGAAUGUACCGACCGCCUUGGCAAAUUUAUUAACUCUAGUCGAUGAUAUCUGCUACUACGCCGGCGAUAGGUCCGUUGAUAUUAACUGGUAUACCAGGAGAAUGAUAUUAGCGGCUAUUUAUAAAGCCACUGAAUUGUACAUGUUGCAAGAUACAAGUGAAGACCAUAAAGAGACUUGGUUGUUCCUAGACAGGCGAAUAAAAGAUACUUUACAAAUACAAACACUGCUGUUCAACUCAACCAAGCCAGAUGAAGCCUUAAAUCGUGUUACAGAGACGGCUACAACUGUUUUUAUAACGGCUCGCAAUAUACUUGGAUUGAAUAAAUGAAAGCAGCUAAAACAGAUUAAUAAAAGAAGAUUUUAGGAAACGAGAGGUUCUAUGAAUGUUCUCAAAUAAGUGUAAUUAAAAAUCUUUUAUUAAAAUUAAGAAAGAAGUUUAUUUGGGAAAACCUAAUUUUCUAUUAAAAAACCAAAGUUAAGAAAGGAAACAUUAGCACAUAGAGCUAAUUUAUUUUACACAGUAAUAUAUUUUAACAAAAUCUGUACAAUAAAAUAGGUAGCAAAUCUAUAUUAUCUUCAUGCAAAAUAUAAAGAUAUAAAUGUUGAUUACUGUAUCAACAUUUUUUUUAACAAUA